UGUGAUUUGCUGAACUUCCCACUGUUUCAUUCUGUGUCCCUGACAGGCAACUCAACUCAGGGACAGUUUGUGGGAUUAGCCUGCUUCUCUCGCCAUUGGUUUAGGACUCUUGUGACGUUGGCCUUUGGAGGAGGGGGGAGGCUCCAGAUGGCAGCUGUUGUGCUCUGUGAGGAGAGUCAGAGGCUUCUGUCAGCUCCAGGAUACAACUGCAGAAAAAUAACAGAAAUAAGAUGGAAAGAUCACCAGAGUGGAUCCUUCUUCUCUUCCUGUUCAGCCUUGGCCACGGCUUCCCACCAUGGGAGGACAGGAAUGCUCUGAUAGAAAAGGAGAACAGUCGCCGGGUUGGAGGCAGCAUCAUCUUGGGAGAGAGAGAAACAGAAGCCAACAGAAAUCUGAUGAAGAUUAAAGCGAAUGAAAUGAGUCAGGCGGAUGCCACAGGGGUCUUUCCUCCCAGCAUGCAUUUUUUCAAGGCCCGUAGCCUUAUUCAGCAGAGCAAAGUAUUUAGGAUUCUAAGAAAGAUGCCAAAAGGGGGCGCACUUCAUUUGCACGAUUUUGCAGUUGUAAGUGUUGAUUGGUUGGUGAAAAAUGCAACAUACAUACCGGACUGUUACAUUUGUUUUACCGACAACGCAGGAGUGAGAUUCAUCUUCUCCAAAGAGUCUCCAGCGGGUCAGCUGCUACCGGGCUGUUCGAAUUGGCUGCUGCUGGAGACAUAUAGGAAAACCGUGGCAGAUGUCACUGAGUUUGAUAACAGCCUGAUCAGGAACCUGACUCUGCUAACCGACACCCCGGAACUAGAUUACCCCACCCAAGAUGUGGUCUGGCGCAGGUUUGAGGGUGCUUUCAUUACCGCAGGUGGCCUAAUUUCCUAUGCUCCAGUCUUCAAAGCUUAUAUCUACGAAAGUCUGCAGGAGCUCUACGACGAUGGCAUCCAGUACCUUGAACUGAGAGCCAUGCUACUACCGGUAUAUGAGCUGGACGGUACAACUCAUGACAGCUUCUGGCUAGUGGACACCUACAGGAAUGUGGCCAGGCAGUUCAUUAAUGCUCACCCGGACUUCAUUGGGCUUAAGAUCAUUUAUACAGUUCACAGACACGAGGAUGUUUCUAAAGUGAAGGAUGCCAUUCACACUGCGAUUCAGCUGAUAUCUGAGUUCCCUGACACUGUUGCUGGCUUUGAUUUGGUUGGCCAAGAAGAUGCAGGCCAUUCACUCUAUCAACUUCGAGAUGCUCUCAACAUCCCCAGCCAGACAGGUUUUACCCUGCCUUACUUUUUUCACGCCGGAGAGACUAGCUGGCUAGGCAUGGAUGUGGACCAGAAUGUCCUGGAUGCCCUGCUGCUGAACACAUCGAGAAUUGGCCAUGGGUAUGCCCUCCUAAAACAUCCAGUGGCCCGAGAGAUGUCACUAAAGAUGAAUGUCCCCCUUGAAAUCUGUCCCAUCUCCAACCAGGUCCUUCUCUUGGUGUCUGACCUUCGCAACCACCCAGCAGCUGCCCUCCUGGCUGAUGGCCACCCACUGGUCAUAAGCUCUGAUGACCCAUCUGUCUUUGGAUCCCAAGGAUUGUCAUAUGACUUCUACGAGGUGUUCAUGGGGUUUGGAGGGAUGGAGGCUGAUCUGAAGACACUCAAACAACUGGCACUGAACUCAAUCACCUACAGCUCAUUGUCCGCGGAAGGGAAGGAUAAGCUCAUGGAAAUGUGGCAGAAGAACUGGGACAAGUUCAUUGAAGAUUUAGCCAGUGAAACCUGGGGCAACAGCCAGUAGGAGGUGAAGGCUUACAAUUGAUCGGAGACCCAUUAUUUGACAUCCCGUAAAGCUGCUGGAAUACAGAGUGCUUUCAUUUCUUCCCUUAAGGAAACCACUUAACACAACACCGGACCAAAAAAGGGCUCAUUAACAGGAGGGGAGUGUGUGUUAAUGGAGACAACUGUGAGCGAUAGAAGUUGGGACAGAAGAAUUCUGGGAUAUCAGACAACACAGAGAAGGAAAUGGUGGAGGGAGUGCAGACUUAGUAUGUUUUCAAUACUGUUUUAGGUUUCAUAAUUAUCACUCCUGAAUGGUGCACAAUGAGGUAAGGAGUGCCGUAAUUUUUUUCAGUCUCUGCUGUUUUAUAGACUGGCAUUAAAGCGGAGGUUCACCCAAAUAACAUCUAUAUAAGACCAAAUUCUUUAUACUUCUAACAU
Rana temporaria (common frog) is the source of this 2185-nucleotide messenger RNA. It is a transcript of the gene ADA2, whose product is annotated as adenosine deaminase 2. Gene Ontology annotation, molecular function: adenosine deaminase activity. The record is from RefSeq and is a predicted model, not a curated record. The transcript has 10 exons. NCBI's taxonomy places the organism in Eukaryota, Metazoa, Chordata, Amphibia, Anura, Ranidae. Bases 231 to 1766 code for a protein of 511 amino acids. Gene Ontology annotation, biological process: adenosine catabolic process; inosine biosynthetic process.